AUGAACUGCACUUACAACUGGUUUUCUUUUUCAUUCAUCAUUAGUAAUAGCACUACACACAAUGUUGCAACAGAAAGAGGUGUCAGAAAGAUACUUGUUGGUACAAAGGGAAUCCCACACCCAGUGUCUCAAGAUGCUCGAACCAUCUGUUACCCAGAUCUUCUCAUCAAGGCAAAUGACACAGUAGUGGUCAAUACAGGAACUGGCAAGAUAACUGACUUCAUCAAAUUCGACACUGGCAAUGUGUGUAUGGUGAUUGGUGGGGCCAAUCUCAGCCGUGUGGGUGUGAUCAACAACAGAGAAAAACAUCCUGGUUCUUUUGAUGUUGUGCAUGUGAAGGAUGCCAACGGCAACAGCUUUGCCACCAGGCUUUCCAACAUUUUUGUCAUCGGCAAAGGUAAUAAACCUUGGAUUUCCCUGCCCAAGGGAAAGGGUAUUCGACUUACCAUUGCUGAAGAGAGAGACAAGAGGCUGACAGCUAAACAGAGCAGUGGCUGA
Molecule: messenger RNA, 498 nt
Organism: Orycteropus afer afer
Lineage: Eukaryota; Metazoa; Chordata; Mammalia; Tubulidentata; Orycteropodidae
Product: 40S ribosomal protein S4, Y-like
Biological process (GO): translation
Cellular component (GO): cytosolic small ribosomal subunit; ribosome
Molecular function (GO): structural constituent of ribosome; RNA binding
Source: RefSeq, a predicted model, not a curated record